This is a messenger RNA of Salmo salar (Atlantic salmon), 679 nucleotides long. RefSeq names its product Arrestin domain-containing protein 3 (gene arrd3). Lineage: Eukaryota; Metazoa; Chordata; Actinopteri; Salmoniformes; Salmonidae. The record is from RefSeq and is marked provisional.
GGCACUGAAAACAGUGGUCGCUUUCUGGCCACACUCGUAAACACUAGUGGACGGCGUGACUCGCAUGUGCUUUUUUCUUGUUUGUGUAUGUUAAAGAAAAACCCAUUCGUACUUGAGCAUAGAAAUUAUGUGGUAGAAACAUUGUAACAAUAUAAAUAUUACAGUGAAGAACUCAAAUCCACCAUCCCAUGUUUUGAAGAAUGACUUUCAAGACAAUUAAACGUUUUAAACUGGAGUUGGACGAGCCGGACGAUGCUGUGUAUGCCAGCGGCGAGAUAGUGUCAGGACAGGUCGUUUUAGAGCUCAACAGGGAGACGAAAGUGUACUCCAUGAAGGUCAUUGGAAGAGGGGUUGCCACUGCCCACUGGCUUGAGGAUCACAGUGUGGGCAUGAAUGCAGUUUACAACGACUACACCUCCAAGAUCACCUACUUUAGGAAGAGACAACAUCUCAUCCGAGCUCUACAUGACACUGAAAGGUCCACAAACAGCCUCCAAACAGAAUGAUGAUGUCAGAUGAUGAAUUCUAAUUUCUAACAGCAGCUGAAGAAUAUAGGUGCAGGUCAGCUGCACCAAAAUGCACCAUUUUAGCCUACUAUAUAAUAUUACAUACUACAUAAUGUAUCAGCUAUUGUAAGAUAAUUUUGCAAUGCUUCUUUCAAUAAUUAAAUAUAUCAGUC